Molecule: messenger RNA, 3150 nt
Organism: Botrytis deweyae
Lineage: Eukaryota; Fungi; Ascomycota; Leotiomycetes; Helotiales; Sclerotiniaceae
Exons: 1
Coding region: 1-3150 (1049 amino acids)
Source: RefSeq, a predicted model, not a curated record
AUGUCAACAGUGUCAUCUAGUUUAUCUUCAGUUGUAGCAGGCAAAGGUAAUUUUGGUCACUUUCACAUCAAUCGAUUUGUUGACACCGAUAUCGUUAAUGCGACCGAGCUCCAUUCUAAAUUACAAUCACCCAACGCGAAUCAAGUUAGUAAAUUCGCUCUCGACAUCACAUCCACCACGAAGAAUUCGAUGGCACAAUCAUCGCGCCCUGCGUCGGGUCAGAAUACCACGGACAUUACACCUACAGGUGCACCUGGUAAAACAAUACAGAAAGAUCAAUCAUCUUCCUCGCCGAGAGGCGGUUUCGGCGCGUUGCCAUUGGAGUUGGUAGAAUUGAAUUCGAACCAGGCUACCGAUGGAGUUCUAGGUCCCAAUAAAGAUGGCAGAGUUCGAAAUCCCGUGCCAUCCAAGUUAAAAGGCAAGACCGAUAAUAAAAAGGGCAAUUUUGGCGUGAUGCAUAUGGGAGCUAGCACGCCAGGAAAGAAAGAGGCACCAGGGAAAGAUGCUUCAGCUGAACGUGAUGCUGCAGCGAGAAGGACGAGCGAGAAUACCGCAUCACGAGCGAAAGCUGCUGCCAACGAAAAAUAUGCUCCUCCGAAAAAGAGGGGACUCGAGGCGGCAAAAAAUGAAGGUGGGAAUCGCGCGUCGCCGUUUGCUUCACGAGAUGAUCACAAACAACGUGCGAGGCCGCUAACUCCGGAUGAGACUAAAUACGAACAAGCGCGAUUGUUGACAUUAUUAAGAAGCAUCAAUCCAGUUACUGUUGUCGAUCAGGUUUGUAAAGCAGUGGCAUAUUUUGGAGGUAUACCUGGUGCACCACCACCGGAAGAUGGCAUCUUUCCUGAGAGUGCGAAUACAAGAGAGACGGGAGCAUUAUUUAUAGGAUGGCUGGCAGAAAUAUUUCCCGAUCUUUCAGCCAACCCUGAACCACCACCAAUACCAAGGCCACAAGAACCACCUUCUGCCAAGGGAAAGAGGGGUCGUGGAAGACCACCGAGAGACUCGAAAGGUCCAGAGAAUGGCACUUCCGAAGCGCCUGGUCCCGCAAACGGUUUUGGAUACGGUCCUGCUGUUCAAGCUCCAACUUGGGGAUUACCUCAAUCCGUAGCUUUAGUUAAUACUGCGCCCCCGAUGGCAGCUCCACCAAUACCAGUAACAGUAGCAGCGGCACCACUUCCAUCAGCAGCAAUGGCUAGUCCAAACUUUAGUCGACCGAUUCAGGCAGAGUCUGAUCGACCAGCCACUCCCCUCAAAGGACAAAUCGAGAAUCAUGCUCCUGAUACCGAAUCUACAAGCAAGCGAAGAAGGGGUAGACCCAAAGGAUCAAGAAACAAGGGAAAGGAAGUAUCAGCCGGGACUGAGAGUACUGGUGGAUUGAAUAAUGUCGAUACUACUAUAGCAGAUCCAGCGCCAUCGGAACAAAACGUCCAGCAUCAACCCGCAGCAGUUGCAAAGAUGGUAGCUGAUAAACCCGUUUCUACGAAGGAAUCACCGAUUGUCCCAGUGACAGACGCAAACAAUAAGAGUGGCCAGCCACAACUCACGUACUCGGCAGAACAUUGGAACCCAGACUCAAACAAUAACCAUAACCAUACUUCUUCAAUUCUCCCACCAGAUCAAUAUAGCCCCGAGGAACGUGCCGUUAUCGAAGCAUUUCAAACACCUGCAGAAGGCCCCACUGGUUUCAAUUCGACCCAAGGAACGCCCGUAAACAAUGGUACUCCCACAGCUGGCGGUACAAAACGAAAGCGUGGUCCCAAUAAGCCUAAAACUGCACCAAUGACUGCAUCUCAAAAUAUGUCAGGAUCGCAAUCGCAAACUAGCCAUACUUCUAAGAACAUCAGUCCUCUACCCGCGCCUGCUGAAAUUCCCGUUGUGCAAAAAGAUACCUCCACUGUGCAAUGGGAAUCCGUACCUCCAAUGGUUGAAACUCUUGUUCCACCACCUCCUAAACGGCAGCGAAAGCCAAAGGUUCCUGGAACCAAUGGUCCUUCUACUGGCAAAAAACCCGGUUCUUCGGUUGUUAGUAAUGCUACACCUCCUAUCCCACCAAGUUCUAUUCCAGAUUCUCCCGCUACUUCAGUACAAAGUAUUCAACAGACGCAACAAAAUACACCUGUAACUCGACCUGCUGAUGGAUUGGAAGCUCAUUAUGCUCGAUUUCAACAAGAUCUCGGACAACAGAAUGGACGCAGUAUCACUCCUACAACUUCAACAAUCACACCGCAAGGACGUCAACAUCAAAAAUCUUCAUCGAUUCCACAAUCAACGCCACAACAAAUGACUCAGCAAACUUCUCAACAGCCUCAGCAAGUUCAAAUUCAACAUCAGACGUCACAGCAAGGCCACCCACGCGAUGAUCAGACUCAAAAGAUGACACAAAAUGUUCCGAGAAAUGCUUCGAAUAGUUAUUUCCCGAAUCAUACUGGUACCAAUUAUGUCUCACAAUAUUCCUCAAAUCCGCAAGCAAACCAACGAUAUGGCGCUCAUCAGCCAUCACCUCAGAUGGGUAACAGCUACCGAGCUGGUACCAUGACCCAAGCCUCACCACAAUUUGCACAUGCCGAAAAUUCUUACCGGACCGCUAGUCCUCACACCAUAGCUCAAUCAUCACCUUCUUUCUCUCAACCUGAUACAUCAUACCGAACUUCAUCUUCCCUAGCCAAUCCUUCACCAACUUAUUCGCAACCUGAAGCAUCCUAUAACCCUCGCACAACUUCUCUUGCUACUGCAACUCCAUCAUAUUCUCAGCCUGAUUAUAAACCUUCCGCUUUGAAUCAAACCUCAUCCUAUACUCGUACAACCCCAACAACUCAUCAACAAUCUUAUAAUCAAUACGCAGAUCCUUCUUACAUUGAUCUUCCAACUCUCGAUCUUCCUACUUUGGGCCACACAUCCGCAUCUGCUUACGGUCAAACGAAUAUGAAUAGUUUAGGUGGUGGUAGCUCGAGAAGCAAUGCAAAUACCAACAGCAUUUAUGGUACGAGCUCUGGCUUGGGCAAUGCAUUUGAUGGAGGUGCGAAUGAUUUAUUAAGGAAUAAUAGAGCGGGAAGUGGAAGUUACGGGGCGGGUGGUGGUGCAGGUGGUUUUGAUGGGGGCGAGGAGAUGAGGCAGAGGUUAAUGAAGGGUAUGUUGGGGAGAGAUAGAUAA